AUGCGGUUGUCAUCAGUCCCAGCUGCCCUCCUGGCGGCCAUUGUAGGGACUGCGCAGGCAGACCACGCGUCUGACCUGAAGAGCAUUUCGCCCUACCUCGACUCAGAUAUGCAGAGCCGUUGGUUCGAUUUUGGAGGAGAUACCAUUGUCCGAACCGAUUCUUAUAUUCGCUUGACCUCAGAUCUUCCCUCGCAAUCCGGCUGGCUGUUCUCCCGUGUGCCUCUAACCGCCACGAAUUGGGAGGUCGAAGUUGAAUUCAAAAUCUCGGGGAAGCACCAACUCUAUGGCGAUGGCUUUGCUAUGUGGAUCACCAAGCAGCGCGGCCAGAUGGGCCCUGUCUUCGGAUCGGUUGAUCGAUUUGAGGGCCUGGGAAUCUUUGUCGACACCUACAAGAAUAACCGGCCCGGCGUUGUGUUCCCCUACGUCAUGGCCAUGUAUGGCGACGGCCAGCGCUCCUACAACAAGAACGACGACGGCAAGGAGACCGAGCUGGCCGGCUGCUCAGCUCGCGGCAUCCGACAUGCCAGCGUACCUACCAAGAUGCGUCUCACUUACAUCCAGGACAAGCAGCUCAAGCUUGACCUCCAGUACAGGGAGGAAGACGAGUGGACGUCCUGCUUCGAAGUAGACAACCCUCCUCAGAUCCCCAACAUCGCCUACCUCGGAUUCAGCGCGGAAACCGGCGAGCUCAGCGAUAACCACGACAUCAUCUCCGUCUCCACCAAGAACCUGUACAACAGCCCUGGCAGCACGACUAACCAAGCAGGAGCGAACAAGGGCCGACCCAUCCAAAGUAAUGUUGUCAAGGAAGGCAGUAGCUGGACCUGGUUCUUCACCAAGAUCAUCCUAUUCUUCGUUGCUGUUGGUGGUGUGUACGUGGGCUACACUGCUUACCGAGCCAAGAGCAAGAGCCACCGAUUCUAA
Messenger RNA from Metarhizium robertsii ARSEF 23, 924 nucleotides. Its product is annotated as Legume-like lectin. The transcript is spliced from 3 exons. Gene Ontology annotation, molecular function: D-mannose binding. Gene Ontology annotation, biological process: endoplasmic reticulum organization; Golgi organization; endoplasmic reticulum to Golgi vesicle-mediated transport. The coding region runs from base 1 to 924 and encodes 307 amino acids. NCBI's taxonomy places the organism in Eukaryota, Fungi, Ascomycota, Sordariomycetes, Hypocreales, Clavicipitaceae. The record is from RefSeq and is a predicted model, not a curated record. Gene Ontology annotation, cellular component: Golgi membrane; endoplasmic reticulum membrane; endoplasmic reticulum-Golgi intermediate compartment.